GUUGAACCUUCGUCUACCAGUAUGUCCGUCCCUACGUGUGUGUCCGUGUGCACGGGGCCACCAUGCCCCCGACAGACAGACAGACAGACAGGCAGGCAGCCACCCACACACACAUCCAGCCCACCAACAUGUGUGGCAAUCUCUCCGAGAAAUGAUGUGUCCGUGCGUGGAGUGGCCAACCGCCUGUAGAUAGGUCAGCCAGCCAGCCAGUUGCACGACAACAAACUAGCCCAGACAGACAGACAUCUAUACGAGAAAACCGGAUCGAUCGCUGUUGGUACGUUGAUACAAGGAAAUGGGGCAAGGUCACUGGUUGAUGUGAUGGAUCGACACACGGCCUAUACGCAGGACAGUCGGCAACUCGGCAACGCACACAGGCAGGCAAGCAGGAAAUACUCAGUCUUGCGCCACACACAUACACCCACACAUACACCCACACACACACACGCAGGGGAAGAAGAGAUGUCCACAUCAGCCACCACACGGAAUUCCGGUCAGUGCGUCGCACUCACUGCAUUCAUUGCCUCAUGUCCCAUCCCACAAACCAAAGCCCCUCGCCCAACAAGCCGAGGAAACCAAUCGCCAAUGCACACAGACGACCGGACGGGACGACUGCCAACAGAAAAAGAGAGACAACACAGCCAAACGAGCUGACAGACACGCGAAGGAACGAACACCCAAUAACUACAAAACGGCCUUGCUUCGCUUCAACCCACCCCCACCACGUGUAUGUGUGUCGGACAACACGUGUGUGGUCCUCCUCCCUUGGUUGAUGGGCUGUCUGUUCUGUCCAGCUGGAGUCAGCCCCUUCCUCAGUCAGUCAGUCGAGUUUUGGGAUGCAUUUGUGGUAGAUGUCUACGAGCGUGUUGGGGUGGAUGGAGUAGAAGGUGUCCCACUCCUCCUUGUCGCUCUUGAACUCAUAGAACUCCGCGUCCUCAGCCUUGUAGACAAACACACAAACACACACGCAGGCAGGCAGACACAUACAGACGCUGACGCCCCUGCCUGUGUGUGCGCGAGGCGCAUCUCCUUCUCUCUGUCAGACUUACGAUUGCGUCCUUGACGACUUGUUCCUUGCACUUGACCACCAACUUGUCCACCUCCAGCUGAUCAUCAGGAUGGACGGAUGGAUGGACCCACACACAUCGUGUCGUGUGCGAUGCCGUGUGGAUCGGCUCACCUCGGCGUGGUGGUUGCGCUUCGAGAACUGGCCGGCAUAGGUCUUGUGCAGCCACUGCAGCAGCUCCACCACCUGGACACAACCACAACCACAACCACACCACACCAGACCGAGUCCACACAUCCGUGUAUCCUGUCAGGCGUGCCUCAGACUCGUACCAUUUGUCUGAACUCUGGUUUCUUGAUGCCUGAGAUGAAGUGCUCGACGGUGAGCUCGAAGUUGAGCUCGCCCUCGGUCAUCGACAGCACCGCCUCGUGGCUCACCCUGCACCCAUCGGUCCAUCCACCCACACCCAGACGUACACAUCGACCGACAUAUGGUAUGCUCGUGUGCAUGUGCAACCUCCCUCCCUCUCCACACGCACUUUCUGGAUCCGCAUUUCGGUUCGAUCUUCAUGUCGGCCACGAGGUGCCACACAUUGCGGUAGAAGUCGGCGGGCACACUGACACACACACACAGAGAGCCAUGCACGCACACAUGGUGCAGCUAUGGAUGUGUGUGUGUGUGUGUGUGUGGUGCCGUCCUUGAAGGCCGCCCACCGGCUGAUGACGCCGUUGAGCUCCCGCAGUAUGCCGAAUUUGGGGUCGAAUCUGACACAGACGCCCCAUGCAAUGCGAUGUCAUCAUGCCACCCACGGUGGGGUAUGUGUGUGUGGUGUACGUGAGUUCAGGUCCGGUUUGCUCUGUCCACGCAGCCACGAAGAAAUCGCCCGUCUUGUCCUUGCUGAGCAGCUCCUGCACACACAACACAACACAGCGAGCGGCCUCCCCCUCUUAGAUGGAUGUCUGUGUUGAUCCAUCCAUCCAUCCAUCCAUCCACUAAUCCAUCGAUGUGUGUGUGUCUGACCGUGAGAGCCUGCUGCACUUCGUAUGGCUGCAGUCCGAACAGCACCGUGGCCUCCAACGCAUCGCUCUUCAUGCCACGCAACGACCACUGCACACACAAGAAGGUGCGUAUCCUCCGUGUGUGUGUGUGUGUGUUCGUGUCCUUGGUUGGUCGUAGGUGCGUACCGUCCGUCGUGCGGGUGCCUUGUCGACGCUCAUGAUGGGCUCGCCCACCUUGCCACCCAGCGUAGGCGGCAGCAUACCCACAGCGGCCUUCACAACCGGCGACGGCAUGUUCUCCGCCUCCUAUUGGUCAAUCCAUCCAGGCAUCCAUCCAUCCAUCCAUUGAUCUGAGUGUCUGUGUGUGCACAGUACAGGUGACCCACCUUGACGAGGAGUCUGAGCAGCAGGUUUAUCUCGAGUCUGUGGACGUUGGUGAUGAGGUCGGUCUUGCGGGCGAGGCGGGCGACGUGGUAGAGCAGCUCCUGCACCAGGAUGCACUCCUGCCAGUUGCCCUCGCACCGCUCCAGGAUCAUAUCCGCCACUCGGUGGGAGUUUCCCAACUCGGGGGUCAUCACCACCCUAAACACACACACAGACACACAGGCAGACAUGACAAGCGUGAGUGUUGCGGGUGGGUAAAGGGCUGGGCGUGGGUGUGGGUGUACCAGAUGGUGUCAUUCCUGCUGUUGGGGUCGUUGCAGUCGUGCAGCAACACGGUGAUGCCGUUCUCAACCAACAAACAUGACACCGCCCAACUCAGCUGCAACACCCCAAAAACACACACACACACACAUGGCCACCCCGAACCCAACAAAAGCCUGUCCACCCAUCCAUCCACUCACCCUGUCGAAUUUAAGGUUGAGCAGAGCUGCGGCCUUUCUGGCCACUCGCCAGUUGUCGCCCCUCCCGGCUCUCUCCAGCACCUCAUAGACGAGCUUCCGCACCGUGGGCGAGCCGGUCUGUCCGCUGAACCCCGUGUUGGUGGAGUCGAGCCCCUGGGCCUUGACCACCUGCUGCAGCACGUCCAGCUGCUCCUCCAGGGGGGAGACCUCGGGCAGCAUGUCGAGCUUGGUCUGGAAAGGGACAAAUGGUGUUUUGGCGAGGUGUUUUGGUGUUUUCGCGAGGUGUUUAGAGCAGACUCAUGGCACCUUGGUGUUUUGGCGCUGCCACGGGCAGGUCUGGGACUCGGUGGGACACGACGGGAUGUAGUACAUCGGCAUCUCCGGCGUGUCCUCUGUUGAUAGAGGGAAGCCGAGCAGACACAACAAGAUGUCGAGGAGGGUGGUGGGUGUGAUUGUGUGUCUGUGUCUGUGUGUGUGUUGUAGUGGGGUCGCAGACCGAUUCCUGGCCCGUGGAAGUGGAACUCCUUACGGACAUAGCCCACAUUGACGGUCUCUGUGUUUGGGGGGGAGGGGGGCACACACAAACACAAAGGGGCACAUGGCAGGGAGACCCACUAAAGUCACAGUGACUGACUGACCGGUGUGUUUCAUGCUGACGAGGUCGUCGAUCGAGAGGAGUCGGACGCGCACGAAGGCCUUGGAGUGAGCCGGCACCUCCGGCAAAUCAGCAGCAGAGGGGUGAGGCUGCUGUCCACGGUGCUGACACACACACACACACACAAACACACGUCUUUGAUAAAUUAGUGUGCGAGUGACUGAGUGGCUGAGUGGCUGAGUGGCCGAUUGGUUGUGGUGUGUCUGCACCUGAGGCGACGUCGGCGCGGUCAGCUUCGUCUCUCCGCCGUCCUUUUUGUGCUGUGGCGAAGUCACGUCGAAUGUCAGCUCCUCACGGGGGGCACGCUGGACAGGCGCACACACACACAUGCAGACAGACAGACAGACAGAGGUGUAUGAGUGCUGCCAUGGUGUCACUGACCCACCGCCCGACCGCCCGCCCGACUUACCUUGAUGUGUGUGACUGAGGCGGGCCGUGCCCUGCCCAGCGGCAGGGCGUCGGGGGAUGCCACCUCGUCGGGCCGAUCGAAGGCCGACAUCAGACGCUGCACCAAUGAGGGGGGUCACCAAAGGCGUCAGUGGGCUCUAAGCGUGUGUGUGUGUGUGUGUGUGGCUGGUGCAUACGAGCAGUUCGGUGUUGGCGAGCAUGUCAGCGGUGAAGUAUAGCAGCACGACGGGCAGCGCAUUGCCGGUGUCCUGCACGCGCCAGUUCUCCGUUAUGUACUUGAGCGUGUUGCGCACACUCUACACACACCACACACCAAUCACACACGCACACAGAGUCUAGCAACCGUGAGCCUGUGCGUGUGUGUGUGUGCGCACUCGUGUGUAGAGGUGGGGGUCGUAGUUGAGCUGAGAAACAAGCAUCAGCCAACAAACAAACAGGCAGGCCACCGUGCAGUGCAGGCAUUUUGUUGACUUGGUGUGGUGUGUUGUGUUGUGUUGUGAGUACGUAGAAGUCCCGGUCGAGUAUGUCGAGGGUCCAGCAGGUGAAGACACACAGCUUCCCGAUCUCGCUCGCUAUACUCGGCAGACUACACACACACUCAGCGAUCGUUGGAUGGAUGGAUGGAUGGAUGGGCUGUGCGUCUGUGCGUACCGGUAGACUCUGGACGUUGUGAGCGACCCGAUGGGCCGCUUGGGGCGGCCACUCAUACCCAGCUCAUGACACUCGCCCACACCCUGAUGUGCAAACACACACACAGAGACAGACAGAUGAACACAUAAAGGGGCUCUGAGCUGCUCAUGUGUCAUGUCAUGUUAUGUCAUGUGUGUGUGACCUGGAAGAGUCUCUCGAGGUCGGCGUGUCUUCUGAAGUGGAUGUUGUGCCUCUCGCGCGCCUCACUCGGGUACGUCACCACAAACCCAUCACCUAGAAACAAACACAUUCACCACACACACAGAUAUGUGCAGCCGUGCAGGGCGUCGUGUUCGUGUGUGCCUCCCUCCCUCCCUCCCUCCCUCCUUGUCUACCCAUUCUAGCCUCGAGCUUCUCAGCGACGGAUCUGUUCUCGGCGCACACGACCACCUGGACGUACUCGCAGUAGUCGGGGCCGUCCAGGAGCUUCAAACGACGCUGCAGCGGGUCGAUGUCCUGCACACACAUCAGACACACAUACACAUACACACACAUCCGUGAUGUCUGUGUGUCUGAUUGUGUGAGGGUGUGGUGGUGGAUGCGUACGUCGAGGUCCAUGAUGCCGUCGUGGAUCAUCUCGCCGAUGAGAAACAGCGACUGUGCCCAUAUCAAUGGCACGUUGUCGUUCGGGCGACGGUGCUGACUGCAGAGGGCAUGGACACACACAGACACACACACAUCACGACACUCUCAUUGACUGACUCGCGAGAUGCCUUGUGUGUGUGUGUGUGUGACCUCUGUGGUUUUCGUUUCUCGUUGUCGAUGUUGUGUCCUUCGACCCAGUAGACCUCGGGCAGCAUCGGAUAGCCGUCACGCCACUGCACACAGUUCUGCACUCACAACACACACCACACACCCACCACACACGCGAUCACACCCACACACACAUGCGCCAUUCUUGUGUCUGUCUGGUGUGUGUGUGGGAUGAGUACGUUCAUGAUUUUCUCGCGGUAGUGCUCAGCCCGCUUGUCGUCAUCUGUCCGUCGGACACACACUUGAUGUGUGGGUGUGAGAGUCUCUGUGUGGCCAACCAUGGAACAGAGCCUCCAGGUAGAGGUAAGUGAAGAACAGCGGCCACUCGCACUCGAUGUGCUCAAACUUCUUGAGCUCCCAUAUCUCGUAAUGCAAUCUCGAGUGGUCCUCGUUGGCGCACUGGUGGCCGUCCAGCAGGAAACGCUUGCACCCGUGGCGCCCCUCCAGCAGGCUGCUCAGGGCGUCGCGGGUCUUCUGCAGAGUCUCGCGCGACGACACCGCAAACCCGGGAAAGCCGAUGAUACUCAGCAACGCCGCAUCCGUCUCCUGCACACAUGUGCUGCUAUAUGUCAGUGUGUGUGUGUGUGUGUGUGUAGGUGGUGUGUGUGGUGACCUUUGAGAAUGACUCUCUCGGUAGGCUUCUGGAGAGGUGCUUUCGGCAGCGGGCGAUCUCGUCGGGGAAGCAGAUGACUUUGCUGCCAGUGGCGUUGCGCGAGUGGAACAAGUCCAAGCCGUCGCUGGUCGACAGAUGGCGAAACGGCACACACACACGCGCGCGCACUCAGUGAUCCCCCCAUGUGUGAAUGGGUGUACACCACACACACAGAAUAUGUACGCGUACAUGGCUUCCAUGGCCGCCUUGGCCAUGCCGAUCGAGCUGCAGUUCAACUCUGGCUCGCCGUUGUUGAUCUGAACAACGAUUCACACACAGAUGUGCAACAGGUGUGGGCGAGCCGGGCCGUGUUUGCCUGCCUUGUUGCCGCGCUCCCAGAUGCCGAAAUCCUGACAGAGACGCACACAGGUGUCCAGCCGUAUGUUUCCUCCGCGGUCGCCUGGCUGGCUCACCGGUAUCUUGUAGGCCUGCUCGAUGUAGUAGACCAGGUUCUGCAUGAAGUUGACCUCGUGGGCCGUGCAGAUGAUGCGCAAACCGGAUGCCGUCAUGUUGGCCACCGCCAACACGAAGAUCGACGUCGCGUCCACUUGCAGAUGGCCCCACUGACACACACACACACAGGUGUGAUGUCCGCCUUUAUGUGAGGGUGUUUGUUGGUGCGUCGUUGUGUACUUUGUCGUCGCCGACGACCGUGUUGCCGCUGUUGGUGUCGUAUUUGGCGUGGAGGCAGUCCAUGUGGUGGGUGGUGUGCUUGAACUUCUCCACCUUGUGGGACUGCUUCAUCAUCGCUAUAACACACACACACACCCCAUUGCAUCACGCCCAUGCCCGUGUAUGUGUAUGUGUAUGUGUAUGGGUGUGUCAUGGUUGCGUACAGUGCAGCAGGCCUCUCAUGUUCCUGACGGCGGCGUUUUCGAGCUGGAAGGCCCUGUCGCCCGCAGGCACCUUCCGGUACACCAAACCCAGCGCCCACACAGCCAAGAUGCUGUACACUGACCAUCACAGCACCGAUGGACCGAUGGAUGGAUGCCACCACAGUCGAACAGACAGACAGACACGCACAAGGAAAAGUCUUUCAUUUGUCGGCUGCAUGGCUGGCUGGCUGGCUGGGCUGUCCUGCCUUAUCCUCUCAUGUGUUGGUCAUGAAUUGUCGGUCGUACCGUUGUCGCGCACCCAGGCAUCGGUGUAGUUGCCGUGUGUGGUAAUGGCAGUCGACGCGGGCAGGAGCCCUGCAUAGAUAGAAUGACAUGACAGGCAGGCACACGCAAGACAAUCAGAGGGGACGUUCGGUUCUCGCCAUGCAUGCCUCUCUGUGUGUGCGUGUGUGUGGCCGUCAAGUCCCCUCACCUGUGUGGUGGUUUUGCUUCUGCAGGAUGAGCCUGUCCACCAGCUGGUAGUGCUUGUCCAGCCUCUGAAGUAUCUCUUCACGGCUCUGCAUGCCGGCAACGCGAUGAAACACUCAGGGCCUCCUCUGAAAGAACCCGAUGGAAAAGGCAAAGGCAGGGAGGGAAGGGAA
This is a messenger RNA of Vitrella brassicaformis, 7484 nucleotides long. The record is from the annotation of a GenBank genome assembly. Lineage: Eukaryota; Vitrellaceae.